GCUGUUAUGUCCAACUGUUAUCGGACUGUCUUCUUAUCAUUGGUGAAAUGUUCGAGGCGUUGGUGAAAUGUGCCACCAAAACGCCUUCGACGAGCUUUUCCAUAGUUUGGCCAAUAAUGAAGAACAAAAAAUAACAAAGUGAGCAGUUUACCAAAGCGACCGCGAAUUUCAGUUCAAUUCCGGCAACGCGCGCGUACCGAAGUGGGCGAGAAAUUCUUUUUUGACGGGAAAACCUCGCGCACUAUAUAUGGUGAUAUAUUUUUUGGAUUCUCCUGCCGUCCACUGCAAAAUAUAAUAUUUUCCAUGCGCCUCUGUGGUUGUGUGUUUUUGUGUUGUGCAAACUUGUUUCCCCUCAAGCGUAAACAUAUGAAAUAAAAGUGAAUAUACUGGCAAAACUGAUUGCACGAUCUUUGAAAACCCAUGAAUAGUUCUCAAACAUAAAAGGGGAACAAAUUGUGAAAAAUAUCUAAAGCGUUUGAAAUUCUUGCGACAAAGAAAAAGUAGCAGCUGGAGGCACUUCGACGGCAAAGGCAACAUGCAGCGGCCAAACUUCGGCUCAAUUAUGCGCGCAAUCAAAGCAACUUAAUUACUCCAGAGUUAUCCGGCGAACACACAGAGGCGCAGAAAUAUAGAGACCGCAAUCACCGAGCAGCAGUAGUCUGAUAGAGAAUCGCUGCGACUAUGCAAAUUAGCCAAGCCAAUUCACAGAGACAAAUUGGUAAACAAAAUGACACUGAAAGCGCCAGACGCAGACCCGCAUCACUCGAUUUGAUUGAAGUACCAGUUCCGAGAGAAAUUGUCAACAGUUUCCAAAUUAGCAAGCGCGCUUGCCUGUUCCCAAUGCUCCUCCUCCUACUGCUGUUUGGGCUGGUUUUUGGCCCCAAGGAUUGUGUGGCCACUUGCCGCGAGGAGCCAGCCCGCGAUUGUGAGGCUAUAUGCGAUGCGAGUGGCAGAAACUGCACCAUUCGGGCAUUAGUCCUACUGCCCGAUGACAAUAUGUACCAGGCCUCGCUACCGCGUGUCCUGCCAAUCCUUAAAGUGGCCGAACAGCAGAUCCGUUCCAAGUCCUUGAUUCCACCGCACAUCGAUUUCGAGUGGCUGGCCCAUGACACCAAGUGCGAUGCCUCCCUCGGCGUGAUUAAGGCCAUGGAUGGCAUUAUCAAACAGUGCGCCCAGGUGAUCUUCGGACCCGUCUGCGAUUACUCCUUGGCUGCAGUAAGCCGGAUUACCAAGUACUUCAAUAGCCAGGGCACCCCACUCAUAUCAGUUGGAGGCUCGACCUACGACUUUGAGCAGAAAAAAACCGAUUGCAAUGACGAGUUCUAUAUGCUGUUGCGCACGGGAAUGCUGAGUUUCGAGACAAUUUCCGAGCUGACCAUAAACGUGAUGAAGCGACACAACUGGUCGCAUUCCAUCUUCUACUAUGAACGGGAUGGCCAGCGAAGUGUGGCCGGAAUGCACACCUGCUUCCUCAUGAUGAAAUCCUUGGGAAAACAAAUGCGUAACGAGAACAUGACAUUCGCCCAGUUUCCACUUGAGCCCAACUUGACAAAUCGCACGGAGGAAAUGCGCCGAGAAAUUGGCAAUAAACAUGCAAGUAAGUAA
Messenger RNA from Drosophila simulans, 1605 nucleotides. Its product is annotated as atrial natriuretic peptide receptor 3. The coding region runs from base 682 to 1605 and encodes 307 amino acids. Lineage: Eukaryota; Metazoa; Arthropoda; Insecta; Diptera; Drosophilidae. Gene Ontology annotation, molecular function: signaling receptor activity; peptide hormone binding. The record is from RefSeq and is a predicted model, not a curated record. The transcript is spliced from 4 exons.